This is a messenger RNA of Zingiber officinale, 3083 nucleotides long. Its product is annotated as myosin-11-like. The transcript has 3 exons. Lineage: Eukaryota; Viridiplantae; Streptophyta; Magnoliopsida; Zingiberales; Zingiberaceae. The record is from RefSeq and is a predicted model, not a curated record. Bases 384 to 2978 code for a protein of 864 amino acids.
CAUCAUCUCCAUUCGCUUCUGCACCCGAUUUCCCCAAUUUCAGUUUUAUAAAGCCACUGCUAAUUUGCUCUUGGAACAGUGGAGGAUUUGCAGUUGAUUGAUUGAUUGAUCGAUUGCUGGCUCCGGGUGUUCUUGAUGCCUUUUGACAGGCAAGGAUUUGAGGCUUGUUGUCGGUAAAGAUUCUCCUUUUCGAUUUAUAAUUCGGUUAGUACUCUGCUUGUACUUGCCUCGGGUUGCUUGUGAUUGUCGGGUAAUCUUGAUUCGUAUUUUGGGAGAGAAUUCUGGGAGUUUUGUUGGUUGCAAAAUAAUUUUGACAGGCAACGAGUUUUGUUCAUCAUCAUCAUCGAGAUGCUCGUUAUUCUCGAUUCGGGUUGAUCGGUGAUAUGAUGGAAAUGGGAGGGGAUGAGCAGCUUCUGGCUGCGUAUCCCUUCUACUUUGGGGUUUCCUGCGCUUUUGUUGCCCUGGAUCUCGUAUCGAGGAAGAGGAGAGAGCUUCUCGAUGUCAAUGGCGGAUGGGGAUCUCGGUUGGCGGAGAUGAUGCUUAAGGGGAGCGCCCAGUUGCUGGGUUUGCUGGUGGAGAGAGCCCAGGCGAGGGGGGAGGCCAUGGAGAAGAAGUUAAAGAAGGCCCAUUUGGAUCUGGAAGCGAUGAAGCAGCGGAGAACCGAGGACGCCAAGGCGAACGAGAAGGUCGUCGCUAUCUUUGCUGCCCAUGAACAACAAUGGAUCGCAGAGAGGAAGAGCCUCCGGCUCCAGAUCCAUGCCCUGGCCAAUGAGCUCCAGAUUGCCAAUUCUAACCACAACGACGCCAUUUCGAUUUUGGAGAAGAGGAUUGAGGAAGAAGAGCAAACGAGGAUGCUCAAAGACGAUGCAUUGGAAGCUGAGGCGACGAAGCUUAAGGAUUUGGAGGAGAAGCUGCAGUUGGCCGAUGAGGUGCUCGAUGAAAUGACCGAAAGAACUAAAAAGGCGGCGCAGGACCACUCAGCCGAGGUUUGGAAGCACAAAACCGCGUUCGUGGAGCUAGUGUUGAGCCAGCGGCAAAUGGAAGCCGAGAAGAACCGCACUCUCCGGCAAGCAGAGGUGGUAAAGCACGAACUCGAGGAGGCUCUCGAGCGGAAGGAGGAAGCUUUCGCCACGGUCCAUAAGCUUUCACAACAGAUUGUGAGAAUGCAGAAGGAUUCCGAGCAAAAAGAUAAGAUUCUUUCUGCAAUGCUGAGGAAAUUGAAGCUUGAUACAGCUGAGAAGCAGAUGCUCGUGAAGGAAGUUAAGAUUUCAAAGGCAAAAAAGAAGCAAGCUGAAUUGGAGAUUGAGAAGUGGAGGAACAUGUGGGAAUCAUCAAGGAACAAGAACUCCAGGAACAUGCAUUCUGUGGAUAUAGCAUCGUUGCAGAACCGGAGGCCGGAACUGGUGCCAGUGGAUUCCUUUGGGCAAAACUCCAUAAAUCUACUUCCAGAAUCCGAGGAUAGGAAAGAAGAAUUUUCCACAGCAACUGCAUUAAAGUGCCACGGUCACCUCUCCAUUGAUGAGAAUGGUGAAGCAACAUUGGCUAUGGAGGACUACCAGCAAUUGCAAGAUUGGGUUCGCAAGGAAACACAAAAGUAUGCAACCAUCCUUGAGCAGAAACAUUACGCAGAGAUUGAAGCAUUCACAGAGCAGUUGAGGCAAAAAGAUGAGAAGUUGGCGGCUUCUCAAUGGCAGGUCAGGAGCAUGGAAUUUGAAACAAAGAGGCUUAGGUCCCACAUUAAAGACCUGGACGGGGAGUUAUCCUAUUUCAGAGUAGAAAAUGCUAAAUUGGAGGCCAUGUUGUUGGAUAAGGGGCACAAAAUCAAGCAGCAGUUCAAUCUCCAUGUUCAGAACUCACAGAGGAAUCAUUCAAAUCGUUUUCCCAUUCCUGAUACUUGUCAUGCUAUUUGGUCAGAAGUAACGAUCAGCGAAAACAAACAAAAAGAGAAAACAGAAGAUUCAAUUGCCGAGUUGAUUGGUAAUAUUCACGAGACGAUGAAUAAGGCAGUGGAAAUGGACGCUGGAAAUGACACGGAUCGGGAAAGAAAGAAUGUACACGCAGAAAUUAACAAAGGUAAUGCAGCAGAGCAGCCAUCACCAAGCAAUAAUAGUUCAUGGGAGUAUUCUGAUGGAUGCAGUGAAACGCCAUCCCCAGAACAUCAUAAAAAUUCAGGGAGUAGUAAUUCUGAAGACCAAGUGAUGAACAUGCCAGAGGUGUCCAACUCCCAUGCCGCAGACAAAGACAUUGAAAAGAAAGAGAUGAGAUUGGACCUAGCUAAUCUUCGAGCUACAAAUAGUUGCAAACAUGAUGCUGGAACUGCCCAUAAGUUGCCGUUAACCAAGACAUCCCUUGUAAAUGAUACUUGUUUGAAGAUGGAUAUCCAAGCACUUGGAGUCUCCUACAAGAUCAAAAGGCUAAAACAGCAGUUGAUUGUGCUUGAAAAGCUAGCUUCUUCACUGGCAGUGAUGCAGAUAACAAAUAAAGAUGCAAAAAAAAGCACUCUGGAUGGGUCUAGCGACAAGGAGAUCGAUGAGAACAGGCAGCAGACCAAUGGCCUAUUGCUAGUGCAAUCUUUACUGAACAAACAGCUAAAGAGAUACCAGUCUCUUGAAGAGAAGACUGAUAACCUAUGUAGCAGAAUGAAAGAGAGCUACGGAUCAGGAGGCGGUCGAGAUUUGCAGAAUGGCAGGACGAUGGAACAAAGUGAAAUGCUCGGGCACUUCCUUGAAGAAACAUUUCAGCUGCAAAGGUCUAUAGUGGCAACGGGCCAGAAGUUGAUGGAAAUGCAGUCAAGGAUUGACUCUACACUUAAUGGUGCUACUAGAUUCGAUGAGUCUUUAGGUUUCAAUAUUAAGCUGUUUGCAGACAUUGUUAGGACUCUUUUUAGAGAGAUACAGCAAGGAUUUGAGGUGAGAAUUGCUCGAAUCAUCGGAGAUCUUGAAGGGACACUAGCUUGUGAAGGGAUUCUCCAUAGAUGAAGCUGAAUGUGAAUGUCAAAAGCUAUAAUAAAGCUAUCAACAUUGCGUGGUAAAAUCAGAAUACUUAUUUUGCAUAUAUAUUGAAGGGACAAUGUGCAUGUUUAA